Messenger RNA from Athalia rosae (coleseed sawfly), 4212 nucleotides. Its product is annotated as 2-oxoglutarate dehydrogenase complex component E1-like. The transcript has 10 exons. Gene Ontology annotation, molecular function: thiamine pyrophosphate binding; oxoglutarate dehydrogenase (succinyl-transferring) activity. Gene Ontology annotation, cellular component: oxoglutarate dehydrogenase complex; mitochondrion. Gene Ontology annotation, biological process: tricarboxylic acid cycle. Bases 711 to 3437 code for a protein of 908 amino acids. NCBI's taxonomy places the organism in Eukaryota, Metazoa, Arthropoda, Insecta, Hymenoptera, Athaliidae. The record is from RefSeq and is a predicted model, not a curated record.
UGUACAUCAAACAGAUAAAAAUUAAUCGAACGAUUAAGCGAUGAACUUCAAUCUACACAUCCGUCAUUUGGUGGUGAUUUUUCUCCCCUCCUAGAAAUUAUUCCAUUAUAAGCCGCUGAUUUAUACAAAUUAAGAUUACGAGAGUUCGUUAAUAUUCCCAAAACGACGGACGAUGUAUACCGGAGGGCAAAUUUUCACCUCACCGUUUAACCUACCCUCGGGCAAAUUGGUCAGGCAAAUUUUCAAAUGCGCUCAACCUAUGAACCGAAAAUUCCUCGAUGAUUCCUUCAUGAAUAUGAACAGCGGUCAGUACAUAGACGACAUGUACCACGCUUGGUUGAAGGACGAAAAUUCGGUUCACGCCUCGUGGGCUUCAUAUUUCAAGCAAACUGCGGCUGGAAUUUUACCAGAAGCGAGAUACGCGCGCCCACCGAGCCUCGUAAUCAAUUCCCGCGGUAACGUCAACGUCGUCCCGUCUAAACUAACUCCGAAUCCCACAACGAAACGUGAGUACAGUUUGGCGCCAUGUAUUCUAAGAUUCGUACAAACGCAACGUCUAAUUGCGAUAAUUUCAAUUAAUAAAUUAAGCCGAUAAGACACCGAGCGAACUGCGGAGCGAACAAAGAAAUACCACCGAUCAUACUUCCGGCACCCUCGAUAUCAGCGCGGCCGUCAGAGCUUAUCAGGUAGGGAAUAAUAACGUAAGAAAGAUGAUAAUCGGAGGCUUUGGGAUGACGGUAAUUCGGUGGUUUCUGGUUCAAUUUUUCUCAUCCAAGUCGCGAGGACAUCUCAUAGCGGACAUCGAUCCCUUGGGAAUCCAAAAUCCGGAGUCUAAGAAAUUGAAAGGGACGUCAACGCUCCCGCCGGAAGUCGUUGUGCGAACGCAUUUCAAGGGGAUAAGCGACGCGGAUAUGAACAAGGAAUUCGAUUUGGGAAAGAGCACGCGUAUCGGUGGAGGAAGUUCGAGAUUAACUUUGAAAGAAAUCAUCGCGCGACUGAACAGUAUUUACUGCGGACACAUAGGACUGGAAUACGCGUACAUUACAGAUUUUCGAGUGUUGGACUGGUUGCGUCAGAAAUUCGAGACCCCUGGGAUAAUGGAGAUCGCUACGGAGCGUAGAAAAUGGAUUUGGAAGCACGUUAUGAAAGCGGUGACCUUCGAGUCGUUUUUGGCUAAAAAAUUCGGCAGCGAGAAACGUUUCGGUUUAGAGGGAUGCGAGUCGUUUAUUCCCGCGGUUGCCGAGUGUCUGGAAACUUCGUCGGAAAACGGAGUCGAAACGGUCGGGAUAGGAAUCGCCCAUCGGGGUAGGCUGAAUACUCUGGUGAAUAUUUGUCGGAAACCAAUGAGCCAGCUUUUCAGCCAAUUCAAUCCGAUCGAAAUGGAAGGUUCGGGUUCUGGCGACGUUAAAUAUCACCUGGGCACGUACAGCCAAAGACUUUUGGAGAGAGCAGGGAGAACCAUGAGAAUCGCCAUAAUGGCGAAUCCUUCGCACCUGGAAGCCGUGAACCCGGUAGUUGUGGGUCGAAUCCGGGCCGAACAGGUGGCGAAUAACGACACGAAAGGUGUGAGAUCGCUCGCAAUUUUGGUUCACGGAGACGCGGCUUACGCGGGGCAGGGUAUUUGUUUCGAAACUGCCCACUUCACAAACCUCUCCGAUUACACGACCGGAGGUGUGUUACACUUCGUGAUAAACAAUCAGAUCGGAUUUACAACCGAUCCGAGAUACUCGCGGUCGAGUCCGCAUUGCACGGACGUGGCUCGCGUGGUCAACGCACCGAUAUUCCACGUUCACGCCGACGAUCCGGACGCAGUGGUUUACUGCAGUAAAGUCGCCAGCGAGUACAGGGCGAAUUUUCACAACGACGUGGUUCUGGACAUCGUUGGCUACCGUAGAAACGGACAUAACGAAAUGGACGAGCCUAUGCUGACUCAACCGCUGAUGUACAAGAGGAUAAAACAGCUACCGAACGUUCUGGAUAUUUACAGUGAAAAACUCCUGGGGGAUGGUAUUUUAACCGAGUCCGAAAUGAAGAGGGAGAGGGACGAGUACCUGGAGACUUGCGAGUCGGAAUUCAAAAAGGCUCAGGAAACCAACGUGAUGCACCUGAGCGACUGGUACGACAGUCCGUGGUCGGAUUUUUUCGAAAAUCAAAAUCCCAACGGCAAACUUCCCCCCACCGGGGUCGAUUUGGAGGACGUGAAAAUCAUUUGCAACGCGGUUUCCACCCCUCCCGAAGAUAUCGAGGUCCACAAGCAGGUGACAAGGGUGAUGUCCGGACGUCGGGCGAUGACCGAAGCCGGCCAAAUAGAUUGGGCACUUGGCGAAUGUUUGGCCUUCGCUAGUCUACUGAAGGAAGGUCACCACGUUCGUUUAUCCGGGGAGGACGUCGAACGUGGAACAUUUUCGCACAGACAGCACAUAAUUCACGACCAGAGCAAAGACAUGACUUGGAAAAAUAUCCUCCACGACAUAUUCCCCGGUCAGAGUCUCUACACCGUUUCGAACUCCUCGUUGUCGGAAUACGGGGUUUGCGGAUUCGAACUGGGCUACUCGGCCUACGAUCACGACUCAUUGACCAUUUGGGAAGCGCAAUUCGGCGACUUCGCCAACACCUGCCAAGUGAUACUGGACUCGCUUUUGUGCUCGGGUCAAGCCAAGUGGGGUCGACAGGUCGGUUUGGUCCUGCUUCUACCUCAUGGAAUGGAGGGACAAGGGCCCGAACAUUCGUCGGCAAGAUUGGAAAGAUUUCUACAACUGUGCGACGACGAUUGCACCCGUCUACCCGACGAGGAAACCGCGGGUGCUUCCAAUAUCGACGAAACUGCGGAGGAGACGAUGACGCGACAGCUUUUCAAAAUAAAUUGGAUCGUCUGCAAUCCGACAACCCCUGCCAACAUGUUCCACUUACUCAGACGCCAGAUUCUCAUGCCAUUUCGAAAGCCGUUGGUAGUGAUGACUCCGAAGUCAUUGCUGAGACACCCGGAGGCCCGUUCAAAUUUCGACGAGAUAACGAACGGCACGUCUUUCGUACCGGUGAUCGGGGACCGGACCGCGGAUCCUGGCUCCGUGAAAAAAAUCAUAUUCUGUUCGGGGAAAGUCUACUACGACCUGGCGAUGCACAGGGCGGAGAGAGGUCUCGAAAAUUCACUGGCGAUCGUCAGAAUCGAACAAUUGUGUCCUUUUCCCUAUAAUCUGGUGGCCGAAGAAGCUAAAAAAUAUCCCAAUCCCAAGGUCAUGUGGGUGCAAGAAGAGCACAAAAAUCAGGGCGCUUAUUACUUUGCGAGAGACAGAAUAGCUCUGACUUUACGCAAACCUAUCGACGAUGUGGCCUACGGUGGUAGAGCGACCUCCGCAUCCCCAGCGACGGGGAAUAAGUUCAUUUUCAAAAAGGAAUUCGAACAAAUGAUUGAAAAGGCGAUGGAGAUGGAUCGAUGAGAUUGUUCGAUGAUACAGACCGCGAAAUUUUCAACUCACCAACAGACUGAUAUAUUCCGUAUUUUCGUACCAAAUAAUAUCGCUAUCAUUAUCACCCCACAUUGAACUUUGACAUUUCACCGGGUGAGAGGUAAUUGUAAAUAACGUUCAGCCCAUGAGGCAUCCGAUAUCGAAACUACGGAUUGCGCAAUUAACGACGAAGUAUAAUGCACAGAUAUUCCUUGACAAAUGACGCGCUCGUAGCGUCUAAUGGGAUGUGCGAAACAUUGCUAAAUAAAUUUUCACACCUUUAUCAACGGACGUAGUCUCUUACGCUUUCGGACAAUCCGAUGCCCGAUCGUCCUCGGGAAUCAGUGCAAUCGCUCGCUCUUAUCUUCGUUUGCUUUCAAUUUUGUUCACGUGACAUGAGAUUACUUACUCCGAAUCAAAUAAAGGCAUAUUUUCUCUAUCGACUGACAAAGAUAAACCUCGUGGACAUAUUAGGUAGUUAUUUGAGAACUAAUACGUAGCACUGUUCGAGUCAAGGUCUUGCUAGUGAUUCACUAGGAGAUUGCAAUUAGGUAAUGGGUAAUUUUUCUCAGAAUACCCGCCAAAAGCAACUGCACCUCAGUUAUGAAUGACUUUUUUUUCCGUCUCGAACAAUGUCGGAUGUUCAAAAGGCUAGUCCAGCAUAUUUUUUAGAGUAGCGAUUAGCAGCAAUUAUCGUCAUAAACUUUACAAUGGCUACUUACCAUUUGAAAUCGACGGGUCGUUUUUUUUUUUUUUUUUUUUUUUU